AUGCCGCGGCCGUGGAUCUUCUUCGACUUUGCCCGAGGAUCAGGGUACUCUGGUCGACCACACAGCUACUCAGUUAGUUUCUGUACGACCUUUAUCACAGAUUUGCCACGUGAAGCAGAGGCGUGCCGCGAAGCGCGACGAUUAUUUGAGCCCAUGUUGUUGCCGGAGCGUUACGUGACGGAACCAGUAUGGUUCAACUUUGCGACCGACACUGUGUUCUGCUGGUUUGAUGAAGUGGAGAGAUUUUGGAAGGACGACUUGUACAAGAAGAUACAGAAUCUGGCACUCACCAUCCGCUCUGGAGAUACAGAGUAUUGCUUUGAGAAUGUUCUGCUUGGAUUUGGUCCGUUCGAACCAAUACACUAUCUCGCACAGUUUACAUCGUUGAAGAACAUAACGUUUAACGUGAUUGAAACCGAACUAACCUGCGAUACAUGGGAGCCUGGAGCCAAGUGGAAUCAUUGGCUGGAAGAAUGGUUCCAUGCCUAUCACAUAAAGCGAGAUUUUUACUGCCUCAACGAGAGCAGUCCCUUCAACAUAUAUAUCGUCUGUCAAUCAGCCCCCACAGAGGAAUGGGUGACACCAGAAACCUGUCAUAGAGUAUAUGAAACGCUGAUGAAGAAGAAGGCUGCGUUUAUGGAGGCCGAAGAACGACAUUUAUUGGCACGAAAAUAA
[Torrubiella] hemipterigena is the source of this 675-nucleotide messenger RNA. Lineage: Eukaryota; Fungi; Ascomycota; Sordariomycetes; Hypocreales; Clavicipitaceae. The record is from the annotation of a GenBank genome assembly.